Molecule: messenger RNA, 6690 nt
Organism: Daktulosphaira vitifoliae (grape phylloxera)
Lineage: Eukaryota; Metazoa; Arthropoda; Insecta; Hemiptera; Phylloxeridae
Gene: sick
Product: protein sickie
Exons: 37
Coding region: 370-5721 (1783 amino acids)
Biological process (GO): neurogenesis; nervous system development
Molecular function (GO): protein binding; ATP hydrolysis activity
Source: RefSeq, a predicted model, not a curated record
CGGUCGAGACACUGAAUGCCUACAGUGAACAGUUCGACACAUACCGGCGGCUUUGCCGUACUACUGUGGCUAGUUAUUUCACGAGUGUUCGGUUGUCUGCGAGAGUUACAUACGUUACGAAUUUUCAACGAUGAUUUUUUGACAAAAUAUUCAUUAGUGUUUUUAUUACUAUUAAGUUUACUGAGCAAAUUCCUAAAGAAUAGUUAAAAUAGAAUUUCCGGUAUACUUUUCAAACAGGAACACGAGCCAAUCGCACAAUGAUCCAAAUCCAAAUGGUGAUUACUUGGAUAGGCUCCAUAGAAAACAAAUUAAUUUAAAAAUAUAUUCCUUUUUGUUGAAUGAACUCAAUAAAGAAGAUUAGUGAAUUCAAUGUCGGGAUGUAUCAGGGUAUCAUCCCGGUCGGGAGUCCGGAAUGACGGUACAGUGCAAAAUCCUCACCAGCAAUAUGCCCAAAUAAUUAAGGUCUACACUGAUUGGGCUAACCAUUAUUUGGAUAAAGCUAAGUCUAAGAGAAACAUAAAAGACUUACAACAAGACCUAGCUGACGGUGUACUACUAUCUGACCUCGUGGAAAUAAUUUGCAAUCAUCGACUACUCGACGUGAACAGGAAACCAAGGACCCACUUACAAAUGUUGGGAAAUAUCAAAAGCUGCUUAGAUCUUUUAGAAACCCUUGGUGUAGUUUUGGAUGGUAUUACUGCACAUGACGUCAAAGAAGGCAAUUUAAAGGCAAUUUUGGGUUUAUUUUUUGCUUUAUCUAAGUACAAACAAAAACAGAAACAACAAAUGAAAACCGAACAGGGUAAUACUAAAUCUCGAAUACCUACAGACAUGAAGCAAUCAAGACUUCCUGGACCUACCCUUCAUUCAGGUAGCAUAACUAGUAUACCUACUCCGUUCGCUCAAAGGUUUCAUCAUUUGCAGAAUUCAUCUGUACCUAUUAAUAGUCCCUAUUCAGGUAUAAAAUGUACAUCAAAUAGUAGCUCUAGAUCUACUAGUCCUCAUACAUUUAUACCAUCACCAAAAUCAGUUAUCAAAACUCCUGUAGCUUCAUCUAAAAAUUUAAAUCAAAAAAAUGGAGUUUCUAUUAAAACUACUAAUAUUGCCAGCCCAUACAGUUCAGCUCAAAAAAAUAGUGUUAUGCUGGAAAAAUUGAAGUCAUCUUCCAACUAUAAAGAAAAAUCAAAUAAGCAAGUUUUGACUAGUACAAAAAGAACAUCAAGUUCAAGUGGUUUUAGUUCUGCGCGUUCUGAACGCAGUGAUUCCUCAAAUAGUCUAGCAAAUGAACCAAAGACCAUAACAAAUCUAGAGAAAAUAGACAAUUCUAAUGAAAUUUCGAAACCUAUACUCAGAAAAAAAAUUGUUCGACCACCUGUUCCAACUGAAUCUCGACUCUCCAAAAUAAGUUUAAAAUCAUCAUUACCACCGAAUUCUGAAAACACUCAAAGAAAAAGUGUAGAGAUUUUAAAUAUAAACAAAGAAGAUUUAUCUUCUACGAUGGAGACAUCACAAACUCAAUCGAGACUUAGUGGAACAGGUAUCCCAAAACCUGUAGCUACUGUUAAAGGUAUGACAAAACCAACACAUAGUGUUGCUCCAAUGCAACAAAUGGAUUCUGAAAAUAAAAAGGCUGAAAAUAUAGGAAAGUGUAAUGAAAAACUGUCUGAAAUUUGUAUUGAUAACAAGAAACUAGAAAAUAAUAAUUUUAUUCCUAUUGAUAUAAAACAUGAUAAACAAAGGUCAUUUACUGAAGAUGAAGAUCCAGCUUUACGUAUUAAGCCAAUGGAACCUUUGCUGAGGGGAUACAAAAGAUCCAUAAUUGUACCACCGCAUCGCACUAUACCAUCUGAUUUUGGGUUGACUCAGAAUUCAGGAAAUUGCACCUUUCAAGAAAAACGUAUCUCUGCUGAUUCAGACUAUGGCCAUCAAUCUUCAGGUUAUGUUUCUGAUGGUGAUGUUCUACAAUAUGAUAUACAAUCAAAACAAUAUCUAACUACAGAUCCUGGAUAUAUGUCUGAAGGACCAAUUUACAAUGAUUCUAAAUCUAGUAGAUAUCAAAAUUCUAUUUUUAACAAUAAAUCAAAUAACGUUCAACCAAAUAGUACAAUUAAUUUGAAACAGAGGGUUGGUUCACUUGACAGACUUAAUACAAAAACAAAAGAUCCAAGUAUCAUUAGUUACCAACAAAAAAUCAAACUGAAUCAAUUCAAUGUGGGGCCUGGCGGGGGCUCUUCAAGUCUUGGCCCUGAUGUCAGUCCUCCUACAAGUCCUCCAGAGCCUACACCCGUUGCACCAGUAUAUAAAGUGGUUUCACGAAGUCAUAUCAAAAAAUCUGAUAGUGGGCAACAAACGGAACAAAAUAAUUCGAGUAUAAGACAAUCAUCACAAUGGAAAAAAUACAUAGAGGCUGGUAAAAAUGCAGAACAAAUGAGAUCAAAUGAAUUAGUAAGGGUUCGAGAUAAACAGAGUCCAAGGAGAACAGAAAAAAAACGGUCAAUAGAUGGAUCACAUGAAGAUAUUCAAAGUUUAGAAUACUUGGAAAGAAAAUCCCGUAGUGAUAGGGCUAAAGGACGAAAUGUUCCUCAAAGUUUUGGGUAUACUAAAAGGUCUACCUCUAGUUCAAAUGGUAAAAAUGAUCCAAGAACUGCUCAAGUUUCAGCUGUACCCAGAACAAAAGUUAAAGUCUCUGGAGGAACUCAAACUGAUAUGAAGUCUUAUUCUGUAAGUGGUCCUAAUGCAACACAGUUAUCCCAAAGUGUUAGAGAACGACUAAUAGCCAAUCAGUUAGAUCAAGAAGCAAAAACGAAUAGUCCUUAUGGUACUUGGAUGAGACAAAGUCCAGUUCCAACACACUAUACUGCUUCUCUUCCUUCUAGGACUGGAGCUAUAGGAGGUAUGAUUGAAGCUGAGAGUAUAGAAUCACUUCCUGCACAAUUACAUCAUCGAGCAAGUUUGACACAUUCUAGAAUAAUGGCUUCAGCUUCGCCCAAUAUUAGCACAUCACCCACUCAAUCAAAUAGAAUAUCACGAAGCAAUAGUAUAAGCUACCUUAGAGAUCGGACGUUUCCAAGGUCAACUAAGUCUGAAAAAUUGUAUCCAUCGAUGCUUCAACGCACUGAUGACCCAGAUUCUUAUUAUAGUAUUCCUUAUUCAUCUUCUAAUCGAUCAGAAAAUCGUACAUUUCCUCAUGCUUCACAGCCUACAAGUCCAACUCCAGCUGGUCGUUAUAAUUAUCAAUCCCCCCAGCCAAAUCACCGAUCAAUUUUGUCAUCACCUUAUGCUGCCUCAAUAAUGAAUAAAAUCAAUGCUAAAGAUGAUGAUGCUCAUGGUUCAGCCUUAAGCCUGAUAUCGACUGGGUCAUCAUCCUUGUAUAGUGGAAUGGGAGCUGAUGAAAAACAAGCACAAGAAGUUAGGCGAUUAAAAAGAGAUUUAAGUGAUGCACAAGAUAAAGUACAUACUUUAACAAGUCAAUUAUCAACUAAUGCUCAUGUAGUGUCUGCAUUUGAGCAGUCCUUGUCAAAUAUGACCCAAAGACUUCAACAAUUGACAGCAACUGCAGAAAAAAAAGAUCAUGAACUCCGUGAACUACGUCACACUAUAGAAAUAUUGAGAAAACAAAAUGUUGAGUCCAAUAAUUUGAUAGGAAAUCAAACUAAUGGAAAUCAUCAAAGAAGACACACAAUUAACUCUACUGCUGACUCCAGUACUGGUAAUAACAUAUCACGUCAAUUGUCGACAGAUUCGGUUUCAAGUUUAAAUUCUUUGUCUUCGGCAUGCAGUGCAUCUAGUUCAGCCCAACAAUCUGAAGCUGAUAAGAAGAAGAAAAAAGGAUGGUUGCGUAGCUCUUUUAACAAAGCAUUUUCACGCUCUAAGAAGAAUCGUAGUAAUUCUCUGUCAGAUGCAGAAGAAGCGCAAAUUGCUCGUUCACAUCAAAAUACAUUCCUCUCAGAUCUUUCUGCACCUUCAUCACCACUUCUUAGUACUUCUCAUAUGAAUGGAUUAGGAAUAAAAAAUUAUCAUUCCUCUACCACGAGUUUGUAUGAUUGUGAUCGUGUAGAGCAAGAUUCAAGCCCUGAACUAUUAGACCAACUAAAAAAGCAACUAAGAGAAAAAGACCUUGUGUUGACAGAUAUAAGAUUAGAAGCUUUGAGUUCAGCUCAUCAACUUGAAUCGCUAAAGGAUACAGUUAUUAAAAUGAGAAAUGAAAUGUUAAAUCUAAAACAAGACAAUGAAAGAUUACAAAAAAUUGUAACUAAUCAAUCUCUCCAAUCAAGUUGUAGUUCCUUAUUAUCUCCUCCAAUAUCAAGUCAUACUCAAGGUGAAGAGUCUACAGAAUCAUUAAUAAAAUCAGUAGACUCUGAUGCCUGUUUAGUUCAAGUUAAAGUGUUCCUAGGUAGUCACGGUAAUUAUAAUAUGUAUAAUGAAAAUAAAGAUAAAAUGUGUAUCAUAUGUGCAAUACCUGUUUCUCCAAAUACAAGAUGGGAUAUGAUAGAUCAUCUUGUUGUUAAAGGGUUUAAAGAUUAUGUAGAGCGUAUUGAUCCGUUAACAAAACUUGGACUCUGUAGCGACUCAAUAUGGAGUUAUCAUGUUGAUAAUAUAGUUCGUUAUACAUCAAACUCAUUAGAUAAUAAGACACCUAACAAGACUCCUUAUGAAUGUUUGGCUAAUAGCUCCCAUAUAUCUAUUUGCUUAAAAGGAGCCAUGCAUUCUGGAAGUUUGGAUGCAUUAGCUUUCAACACGUUAAUACCAAAAACCAUUCUUCAAAGGUAUGUAUCCUUAUUAAGUGAACACCGUAGAAUCAUUUUAUGUGGACCUAGUGGUACUGGUAAAACUUACUUGUCAAAUAUGCUUGGAGAAUUUUUAGUUAUAAAAAUGGGUAAAGAGAACAACUCAUCCAAUAUUGUUACUUUCAUUGUUGAUGAUAAUACCAACAAAGAUUUGCAACAGUACUUAUCUGGAAUUUCUGAUCAAGCUGAUCGUGAUUCUUCUAAAAUUCCAAGCAUUGUGAUUUUAGAUAACUUACAUAAAGCUCUUUCUUUACCAGAUGUGUUCAAUGGAUUCCAAAGCCCUAAUUGUCCUUAUAUAAUUGGAACAAUUAAUCAGUCAACUUGUUCUACUACAAGUUUGCAAUUACAUCACAAUUUUAGAUGGGUGCUAUGUGCUAACCAUAUGGAACCUAUGAAAGGCUUUCUUGGUCGCUAUCUUAGAAGUAAACUAGUAGAGCAUGAGUGUCGACUUGGCCAAAGAAAUACUCAGCUCAAAAAAGUCAUUGAUUGGAUUCCUGAAAUUAGAAACCAUCUAAAUCAACUUCUUGAAACUCAUAGCUCAUCUGAAAUUACUCUAGGGCCUGGCAUGUUUAUUUCUUGUCCAAUGGAACUAGAAGCUUCUCAAAAAUGGUUUACAGACUUGUGGAACUAUUCUUUAGUACCAUAUAUUAUGGAAAUGGUCCGUGAAGGAAUAAAAUUGUAUGGUAAAAGAGCUUCAUGGAAGGAUCCUACAUCUUUUAUUAUCCAAUCAUAUCCAUGGUCGAAUAUUGCCCAUAAGACUUUAGAAUCAUUUAUUAGAAUUAGACCAGAAGAUGUAGGAUAUGAUAUGGAACAAGAUAAUGAUCCUUUGUUAAACAUGUUAAUGACUCUUCAAGAAGCAGCAAAUUAUUCUAGUCCUCAAAAUGAUAAUGAAAUAAGUUUGCCUAAUGGUACUGGAACAUUAGCAACAUUGUGAAAAGGUUUUUCAUUAUAUAUAGUAUAAUUGAUUGUUUGUGAUUUUUAUUUUUUAAGUUUACUUUACCAAAUGAAUUUUUGGUAAAUUUUCCCAAAGACGUUGUUUUUACCAAAUACUUGAAAAUCUGCAAAGCCAGCAGUCGACUAUUUUUUUCAUCAAUUAAAUUUAUUUUUUAGCUCAACAUUUUAUAAAUAUAAAUGUAAUAACUUUAUAAAUAUUAAAUUAUUUUAAAUGAAAUAUUUCUAAAUAUUUUUAUAAUUAUUUUAUUUAUGAUAGACAAUAACAUUUAUGACUUAUUAUAUAAAAUCCGUGAGUCUGUUUUUUUAUUUAAUUGAUAAAUAUCUAAUUUGUAUUAAUGAAAUAUUAAUUCUCUUUUAAUAACUAUUAUGUCUUAUUUUUUUUAAGCAUUGGAAUUUAAUUAAAAAAUUAAAGAACAUCUAUGUGUUCCAUAUCUAUUUUAUACAAUAUACAUAUUUAUAUUAUUAAUUGAAGACAUCAAAAAUAAUUUUUACCAAAACCAAAGUUUUUUAACAAUAUACAUUAAAUAACAAUUAAUGAUCUUUAUGUUGUUAAUAAUUAUGAUAACUAUGUAUACUUAAUAGCUUAAAUAAAAUAUUUUCUAUUGUAUAUUGCUGCAUCACAUUUAAUUUGUUUUAUUUAAAACAUAUUUACUAUUGUAAAUUGAAAAAUGUGUAUAAAAAUACUCCCGGUGCUUCUUUUUUUAAUUUUAAGAUUUGCUAAUAAUUGUUUUAUAUGAUUAUAUUUGUAUUAUAAUUGGCAAUAAGUAUUACCUACCUUGCUUCAUGUACUGUUAUAAACUUGUUAUAGAGUGAUUUUGUAUUAUAUUACUACUAAAUAUUUUUUAUUUAUUUGUACAUGUUUAUUAUUAUACAUUUUAGUAUAGUACAAAUUUCUCGUCUGUUAAAAACUAUUAAUAAUUUAAACUACAAUAAAUCUUCAAUUUAAAAA